Molecule: messenger RNA, 535 nt
Organism: Staurois parvus
Lineage: Eukaryota; Metazoa; Chordata; Amphibia; Anura; Ranidae
Source: the annotation of a GenBank genome assembly
AUGACGGGGAUCUGGCAGAGAUGUGUGCUGCUCCUGAUCGUGCUGGGGAUGACAGCUGCUGCCGAUUCCUGUGAUAUAAACAGCUGCACUGAGUGCAAAUUGGCUCAUGGCUGUGCCUGGAUGACAUGCAGCAAUGCUACUGAAAAAAUGUGGAAAUGAAACUUCAAUACCAAACGACUGCAAUAAAACAGAAUCAUGUGACGGUCCUACAGUGACACCAGCUACAAUUAUUACUACAGUGGUCCCAACAACGAAUAAAACUGUUACUUCUGCAUCACCUACUACUGCUAAUGCUUCUAUAACCACACAUGUCCCGACUGAAAAUUCCACUUCAGUUCCUGCAUCAACCAGCUCUAAAAUCCUUACAACUUCUGCAUCCACUACAAUUGUGCCAACUGUGCCCCCUUCAAAAAAGAACACCUUUGAUGCUGCUAGCUUCAUUGGUGGAAUAGUUCUUGUUUUGGGCAUCCAAGCAAUUGUAUUCUUCUUGUACAAGUUCUGCAAAGCCAAAGACAGGAAUUACCAUACCCUUUAA